Seminavis robusta is the source of this 1560-nucleotide messenger RNA. The record is from the annotation of a GenBank genome assembly. NCBI's taxonomy places the organism in Eukaryota, Bacillariophyta, Bacillariophyceae, Naviculales, Naviculaceae.
AUGAGCCUGUCUCUUGCUGUUCUGCUCCUCUUGACGCCACUGACAGCCAACGCCGAUUUUGGUCCCUCCUCGGCAGCCACAACGCAACCCAUUCCAGGACUUACACGCCCCCAAAUUCAAGGCAAGGACAUUGGUGGUAAAAAACUCAAACAACUCAUUGGAUCUACCAUUGAUGAAACCCGUCUCGAGCAAUUUGGUGCGCAGCUCGACGAUGUCAUUGAAGCACUCAAACAACGCAAGGCAACCGCUUCAGAUGACUACUUUUACACGUCCAUGGACGAAGAAGAAUUGCUCAAUGCCGAACAAUUGCAAGCACAAAUUGUAUCCAGAGAAAAACUACUCGACAAGCUAGAAGCACAGCCGUACUGGUUCAAUUAUCUCGCCGCAUUUAUUGGUAGUGUGGCAUCCACCUUGGUCAUGCAUCCCGUCGAUACCAUCAAGACACGACUUCAAAUUGCCAACAAUGGUGGGGCAGACAAAGAUGAUGAAGACGAUGAUGAAGAAUGGGAAGUGAUGGCUUCCAAUACCCCGAACAACAAUGGAUACCCUCACGCCAAGGACGGCCUCGUACCAUUGGUCUCUUCAGCCUCCUCGGCGACACUUGUAGAACGAGUCACGGAGCGCUCCAGCUCUAGCACUAGCAGCAUCACCUACAACAUGAGUGAUUUGCAGCCAGAAGAACAAGUCGCACUGUUGGACGCUGCUCCGGUGGCUGUACUCACAAAAGAAGAAGAACUCGAACACGACAAUGUUGUGGAACCACAGCUGCAUUUGGACAGCAGUGACGCCGCAUUGGUCAGAGAUGCCGUGACCAAACAAGCCGUCAAGGACGAUGACGAUUUCUUCACUCUCUUUGCCAGUCUCUACGUGGGGCUCACGGGAAAUCUAUUAAAGGAAGGACCGCCAUCCGCACUCUACCUCGGGGUCUACGAGUCGGUCAAGUACAGUCUCUUGCCUCGUACAAGUCCGGAACUACUGCUGCUCGUGUACUUGGUGGCCGGGGCCGCAGGAGAAACGGUAGGAUCCGUCGUGAGGGCUCCUGCCGAAGCCGUCAAGUCCUUGGUGCAAUCGGAGUCGGCCGACUCGGCAAUGGCGGCGGUCGAACAAAUCAUGGGCAGUUCCGAAGGUAGGGCCAACGUGGUGCGGGCAUGGUCGGCUUCCAUUUGGAGGGAUGUGCCCUUUGGCGCCAUUCAGUUGGCCAUUUUCGAACUCGUCAAGGCGUAUAUACUCAACAAUCCAAACAUUGACUUUGAUAGCAGUACGUUGUCGUCGGAAGCCAUUAUUGGGGCCUUUGCGGGAGGAUGCGGGGCAUUUUUGACCAAUCCGGCCGAUGUCAUUACCACUCGUAUCAUUACGCAAUCCACCGAUGAAGAAGACGAGGACAACAAACCGCUGGGCUUUAGUGAAAUGGGACGACUCAUUUACGAAGAAGGAGGAGUCGGAGCGUUCUUUACCGGGUGGCAAGCGCGAGUGGGAUACUGGGCUCCGGCCAUUUCUAUCUUUCUGACGUGCUACUGCUCGGUCCGACAGGCGGGAGUACGGUACGAGCUGUUUGGAUAA